CUUUACUGAAUUGAGUUGUUAUAGCAGCACUCACAAAUAGAGUAGAACAGUGUAUUGCCCUUGCGAUGCUGGGGCUUAGGGAUAUUUUACUUUUUGGCUUGACUGUGGUGACAGCAAGCUGUUUAAGGAUUGGUCAUGCUGCUUUUUCAGGUAUGGGUUUUUCUCAUGGCACCAUUGCCAACAGAACACUCAAUUUUGGCAAGCUUAUUAUUGGCAGUGGUGUAUCCAAUGAUUCUGCUGAAAGACAAGGAGAACAGCCUAAUGGAUACUGGUCUGAUGAACAAGCAAAAUUUCAACUUGCUGAGGCUAAGCUGAAACGCCUGGGUCCUUCGGUGCACUGUGGUAAUGAUGCUAUGACCCUGCGUGUUCCUGGCCUAAAAAUGCCCCACUUCCUGGUUGAUAGAGGAGUGGGGUCUCCAGUGCCUGUGUCUGAGAUCCCUGCCAGCUGUGGUAUCUCUGUGAAGAGGGUUCGUCGGGAUGUUUCGUUUUCUGUUCCUUUCCGUGGCUGUCCUGUCCGACAACAGAGUGGAAGUUAUAUUCUGUCUCUGAUUAUAAUGGGGGCACCAGUGCAGGCAUCAUGCCCUGCAAGUUUUCUGCUUCCGACGGUUUCUGCUCCCCUUCCUACAGUUUCUUGCUUGCCCACUGGAAUGGUUAUCUCGCUUGGGUUCAGGGCUGAUACUGUAAAGAUCAAAGUUGAUGGAUUAUGGCAACCCCUGCUGUUAGAGUACUCUAAAUGUGGGUUCACAUUGGUUACUGUUGAUGGUGCUCUGGUGGUUACAGCACCAUUUACUGGAGGCUGUUGGGUAAUGAAGCUGCCCCCACCGGACUUGAGUGGCCUGGACCGCCAACAGCUGCCCCCACCGUACCUUCUGCUGACCCUCAAGUACCCCUAACUGUUUACCCUUUCCCUGAGUGGCCUGGGCCGCCAACAGCUGCCCCCACUGUACCUUCUGCUGACCCUCAAGUACCCCUAACUUUUUACCCUUUCCCUGAGUGGCCUGGGCCGCCAACAGCUGC
Molecule: messenger RNA, 1017 nt
Organism: Triplophysa rosa
Lineage: Eukaryota; Metazoa; Chordata; Actinopteri; Cypriniformes; Nemacheilidae
Exons: 6
Coding region: 66-893 (275 amino acids)
Source: RefSeq, a predicted model, not a curated record